CACUGCUUCACCUUCCUCCUCCUCACUCUCCCUCACUCCCUUCCUCCCUCCCCCCUCCCCCCUCCCCUAUCAGCGCCGGCGCGCGCAUAAUAAAGAGUUGCGAGCCAGAGGCCCAGCUCCCCCCCCUCGAGGAGACCCGUUUUCACCACCCUCCCGACAGACGACGCUAGCGACCACCCCGCCCGGGUCGUGAGCGCAGACAGGCUCGUCACCGUUCCGUUCCCCGCCGGCAGGCGCCAGCACUUGCCAACAUGUUGUACCUCACAGCAGACAAGUUUCCAGUCUUCGUGCCCUUCGGCAUCAUUGGCUUUUACCGUUACUUAUGGUACAUUAUUCGUCUGAUUGCACGCUUCGUGUAUCGCCCAAUUCCCUUGCCCGAGACUCCAACCUACCAUGCCAACGAGGAUGUCACGAUCAUCGUGCCUACUAUUGAUGCUGGAGAGGAGUUCAGGGAGGCAGCCUUCUCGUGGCUCGUCGGCAACCCCAAGGAAAUUAUCAUUGUCACCGAGGAGAAGAUGAAGGGCCCGCUCAUGGAGCUCGCCGAGUCGGUCGACCCCUCGCGUAUUCGUGUCCUUACGGUUCCCUUCGCCAACAAGCGUCUCCAGAUGGCCCACGGUAUCCGCAACACGACGACCGACAUUAUCGUGUUCGCCGACGACGAUGCCAUCUGGCCCCCGCUUCUCCUCCCCUACGUCCUUGCGUGCUUUGAGGACCAGCAGGUCGGCGGCGUCGGCACCUCGCAGAGGGUCAAGCCUUGUGGCCCCCGCAUGACCGUCUGGGAGGUGCUCGCCGGUUUCCGUCUCACCAUCCGCAACAUUGAGAUUGCGUCGUCGACCCACAUUGACGGCGGUAUCCCCUGUCUCUCGGGCCGUACCGCUGCCUACCGCACUGUUAUUCUCAAGGACCCCGACUUCCUCCACGGCUUCACCAACGACCUCUGGCUCGGCAAGUACCACCUCAACUCUGGUGACGACAAGUUCCUCACCCGCUGGAUGGUCUCGCACGGCUGGAACACGUACGUCCAGGUCUGCAAGGAAGCCGAGCUUCUCUCGACCAUGAAGCCCAACUGGCGUUUCCUCAAGCAGGUGCUCCGUUGGACGCGUAACACUUGGCGCUCGGACAUUCGCUCCAUCUUCACCGAGCGUUAUGUUUGGACCAAGCACCCGUACAUCGCCUACACCAUGAUCGACAAGUUUAUCAACCCCCUCACCCUUCUCGUCGGCCCAUGUCUUGUCAUCUACCUGAUUGUCAAGAGUACCAAGCACAAGGAGGACGGCGGCUACCACUUGCCUGCGUGGAACAUUGUCGUCUCGUACGUCGUCUGGCUCAUGUGCACUCGUACCCUCAAGGUUCUCCCCCACCUCUGGUCGCGCCCCCAGGACAUUAUCUACGUGCCCGUGUUCAUUCUCUUCGGCUACUACUUCGCUAUCAUGAAGCUCUACGCCCUCUUCACCCUCCACAAGACUGGAUGGGGUACCCGUGCCGGUAUCGGAGACCCUGCCACUGCCACGACUGCUGCUCAGCAGGAAAAGAUGGCCGACAGCGCUGGCGCGGGCCCCGACCACGGCGAGGCACAACACGGUGUCUACGACGUCGAGAUGGCCGGCCGGAACAACAACCGGAUUUGAGCUGCACCGACGGCGACAACAGCACCCAUAGCAACGAGAUUCAACUACACGCACAUUACAUUGGCCGCCCAUGGCCCACGUCCAUACUCUUUGUGAGAACGCACAUGCAUACGGACUUUAUGACUGCG
Vanrija pseudolonga is the source of this 1756-nucleotide messenger RNA. It is a transcript of the gene has1, whose product is annotated as Hyaluronan synthase 1. Bases 252 to 1628 code for a protein of 458 amino acids. Lineage: Eukaryota; Fungi; Basidiomycota; Tremellomycetes; Trichosporonales; Trichosporonaceae. The record is from RefSeq and is a predicted model, not a curated record. The transcript has 6 exons.